CACCUCCCGCAAAUGCUCAGCUUCUUCUGGCUGAGGUGUCUCUUAAAAAUGGUCAAGGGGAAUAUUAUAGUCCCUGAAGACAUCUUAAGCUUCUGUUGCAAUGGCCUCCAGGGCUCGACCUCUCCACCACGUGCCAGGGAGCCAGGGGAGCGGGAGGAGGCGCCGGGGGCCAUGGCGAGCCCCUCGCCUGCCUGCAACCCCACCGAGGUGCAGAUGAGCCAGCUGGUGCUGCCCUGCCACACCAACCACCGCGGCGAGCUCAGCACUGGCCAGCUGCUCAAGUGGAUCGACACGGCCGCCUGCCUCUCCGCCGAGAGACACGCUGGCUGCCCGUGCGUCACAGCUUCCAUGGAUGAUAUCUAUUUUGAGCACACCAUUAGUGUUGGGCAAGUUGUGAACAUAAAAGCCAAAGUGAAUCGAGCCUUUAACUCCAGCAUGGAGGUGGGCAUCCAGGUGAGCUACGAAGACCUGUGCAGCGGGAAGCACUGCAGCAUCUGCAAGGCCUACGCCACCUUCGUGGCACAGGGCCCCUUGGGCAGCAAGGUGAGGCUGGAGCCGCUGACCCCGCAGACAGAGGAGGAGAAGAUCGAGUACAGCAUCGCUGCCGAGCGCCGCCGCAUGCGCCUGGUGCACAAGGACACCCUCAAGGACCUUCUCACCCGCAGCCCCCAGGAAACUGAGCUGGAGACGCGGGAUGGCAGCGGGGCGGUGCCGGCAGAAAGGACGCGGGUGGAGAGUGUGGAGCUGGUGCUGCCUCCACAUGCCAACCACCAGGGCAACACCUUCGGUGGGCAGAUCAUGGCCUGGAUGGAGAACGUGGCCACCAUCGCAGCCAGCCGGCUGUGCCACGCCCACCCCACACUGAGGGCCAUCGAGAUGUUCCACUUUCGGGGACCAUCACAAGUUGGAGACCGCCUGGUGCUCAAAGCCAUCGUCAACAACGCCUUCAAAAACAGCAUGGAGGUGGGCGUCUGCGCCGAGGCUUACGGCCAGGAGAUGUCCGUCAGUCGCAGGCACAUCAACAGCGCCUUCAUGACCUUCGUGGUGCUGGACCAGGAGGGUCAUCCCCGCACGCUGCCCAUGGUGGCACCCGAGCCAGGGGAUGGAGAAAGGAGGUACAGAGAAGCCAGUGCUAGAAAAAAAAUUCGGCUGGAUCGAAAAUACGUCAUCUCCUGCAAACAGACUGAGGUGCCACUCUCUGUGCCCUGGGACCAAAGCAACAAGGUUUAUCUGAGCUACAACAACGUCUCUGCGCUGAAGAUGCUCGUGGCCAAAGCGAACUGGGUGCUCGCCAGAGAAAAGGAGAAGGUACGGAUGUACACUCUGGAGGAGGACAAGUUCCUGUCCUUCCGUAUCGAGAUGUCCGUCUGCAUCACGGCCAGCCGAGCCUUCUCCCUGCUCUCCAACCUGCGGCGCCGGCAUGAGUGGGACAGCCACUAUGUGAGUGCUGAGCUUGUCCAGAAGGUCGAUGACGACGACAUGAUCUACCACGUGGUGAGCCAGAAGCUCAGAAACGAGAACAAACCGCAGGACUUCGUUAUCCUGGCAUCCCGGCGGAAACCCUGCAGCAAGGGGGACCCCUACGUGGUGGCCUUUCGCUCGGUGACGCUGCCCACCCACCCCGCCAGAGCCGAAUUCACGCGUGGGGAGACGCUGUGCUCCGGGUUCUGCAUUUGGCCAGAGUCAGAGGAGAUGAGCAAGGUGUCUUAUUACAACCAGGCUAUGCCGGGGUACCUCAACUACGUCACCACCAACGUGGCGGGACUGUCCUCCGACAUCUGCUCCACCUUUGAAGCCUGUGAGAAGUUCCUGCUGAAGAAUAAGGAGGAUCUGAUCUCACAGCUGCAGGACUUCUAGAGACACGGCCCCCUGCUGACAGAUGGACAGACAGAUGAGGGGACACUUCUGUGGUGAAGGGGAUGUGGGAUGGUGGCACCCAGACCCUGCCUCCCUGGGGGCUUUGGUCCCAGGGGCUGGCGUGGAGGGCCAUUACUGUACCACCUCAUCCCUUGCACUGUUGUGUCAUACCUUUUCUUCUUUCUUUUUUUUAAAUUUUAUUUAGACGUUUUAUAAGCUGAUGUACAGGACUUGGUUUUCUAGUUCACUUAACGCUACUUGAAUCUUUGUAUGAUCUAAAAUCUUCCCAAACCAGAUUUUUUUUUUUUACUAGUUCUUGGUGGGACAUAACUGGUUCUUUUUAAGGCAGCAAAAGGAGAGAGGGGGCAGUGAUGUGGGGCAGGUGCUGUACCCCUCCCUGGUGUAGGGGUAGCUGGUGGAACAUCCCACUCUCCCCAGUGCUGCUCCUUUUCCUGGCCAGAGCUGGCAAACAGCCCCUGCUCCUCCUGGGCUGAAAUGCCACCCCAUGGGGCUGUGGAAGGAGCAGCAAUAAAAGUGUUUUGAAAGGAAAAACAUCCAUAUGUGC
Molecule: messenger RNA, 2422 nt
Organism: Cinclus cinclus
Lineage: Eukaryota; Metazoa; Chordata; Aves; Passeriformes; Cinclidae
Gene: ACOT11
Product: acyl-CoA thioesterase 11
Exons: 17
Coding region: 13-1857 (614 amino acids)
Cellular component (GO): extracellular exosome
Molecular function (GO): lipid binding; thiolester hydrolase activity
Source: RefSeq, a predicted model, not a curated record